Aspergillus puulaauensis is the source of this 1767-nucleotide messenger RNA. RefSeq lists its product as uncharacterized. Gene Ontology annotation, molecular function: protein binding. Lineage: Eukaryota; Fungi; Ascomycota; Eurotiomycetes; Eurotiales; Aspergillaceae. The transcript has 5 exons. Bases 1 to 1767 code for a protein of 588 amino acids. The record is from RefSeq and is a predicted model, not a curated record.
AUGGCCGAAGCAUUCGGAGCUGCAGUCAGUGUUCUGACUCUGUUAGAGCAGACAAUACAGACCAUCUCGAAGCUGAGGGCUCUCCGGCUGUUCAUCAAGACGAUUCCUGGAGAACUGGAAGAUCUCAUUGAAGAGAUCGAGAUUGUUCAAGCAAUUCUGAUCGCCCUAAAACCAGAAGCUCCGAAGAUUCUUUAUCUCCCGUCUGCUGAACGUCGACUGCAUGCGUUUCAGACGAGCCUGGAGUUGCUUAUAUUGGAGAUAUCAAAACACAAGGGCACCGUCACUGGUCAGCGAUUCGGGGCGUUGAAGCUCGUUUUGAAGAAGGAUGUGCUCCGCAUGCACAGGCAGAACCUUGAAAAUAUCAAAUCUAUCCUCUCUUUGCUUCAACAGGCUCAUCACAGUGUUUCUCUGUAUGAAAUAGCUGCGAAGUUCAGUAAAGAAGAUGCCUUAACACAGGGGCAAGCUCUUACUGUCAGCGAAGAAUCACAGCAUGAACCACAAAAGACAUACUACCAGGUGGCACGUAAAGCAGGGCGUGUUCAAGACGACAAUAAGCGAGAAUUCCGCAUUCGCACACCGCUGAUACUGGUCGAUAAGCUGUGGACUAUAAGCACAAAGAGCGCAUUUUCUAGCUGGGGAUUUAAUAUCCAGGUGAAUAAUGUCAUACCACGCGACUCUCCAGUCAUGAUGCAUUGUUCGAAGGGCGAGAUCGCUGAGGUCCAGAGACUCUUUUCAGCUGGUCUGGCCUCGCCUUUUGACUGUGAUCCUCAUGGCUAUUUCCUGCUUCAUAUUGCUGCUGGCAGUAAAAACCUUGAUAUGUGUCGCUUUCUCUUGCAGGCCGGCGCUGACCCAGGCUGUAGAGGUAACUUGGGUACCUGUAUUAGACUUAUUGAUUUGGCGCUUAUGAGGAAACCAGAACGGAGGAAAGGCCUAAUGCUCGACUUAUACAAGUUAUUUAUCGCCUAUGCCGAAGAGGAGUUUUUCGAUAAUUUUUGGCGACGGCCUAAUGGGGUGGCUGAAAUAGGAUUUAACGGGCCAGCUGAAGCCCUCAGCCUUAUCCAGAGCCAUCACUUUGAACGAUACUCAGAACUGCCGCUGAAGCUACGCUGGAAACGAGCAAUGGCUGUGAGCCCCUGGGUUGGGGAUUCAACGCCACUGGCCAUUCGAAUUGCUUUGGGCGGCGGUGAUAGCAUUGAUCCUGCCGCCUUCUGUAUGGAGACAGAUGACGGGGAGACACUUCUGCAUAGAAUAGCACAAGGCAUGGCAUAUUCCCACGCAGUGAAACGGAUUGAUGAUAUUGCUGAAUGGCGUCUGCUGUUAGCGGAGGCCGUAUCAGCAUCAACCAAUCUCUCCCAACUGGAACGCUGGGGUAAGGUUGCGCUGGGUUCUCUAUAUUGGUUUUCAUAUAGGUUUGUUGCUGAACUUUCUAUAAAUGUUAUACGAUGGCCCAAACCCUUGGAUGACAUUCUCUGGAUUUGGUUAUCGGAGUUGAAGCACGCUGGCGUUGACUUAGAAGCCUACGGGGCCAACCAACAGGCCUUGUUCAAGUUCGGUGAUAUUUUUUUGUAUCUUCCUGUUCGGACUGGUCGUGGGACCAAACUUCAGAGGAAUGAUGCGAUGUUAGGAAGGGUUUUGGGUCUGGAAUACGGCCCCGAACCAGAGGACUGGCAUAUCUUUAUAACAAAUCCGGUGGACGAAUUUGUCGGGGAAUUUUGGGAAUCAGUCCAAAGGAGUUUGGAAGUGAUGCCGGGGACAUGGGUUGAUUAG